This is a messenger RNA of Hyphopichia burtonii NRRL Y-1933, 1032 nucleotides long. RefSeq lists its product as uncharacterized. The record is from RefSeq and is a predicted model, not a curated record. Gene Ontology annotation, cellular component: membrane. Gene Ontology annotation, molecular function: myo-inositol:proton symporter activity. NCBI's taxonomy places the organism in Eukaryota, Fungi, Ascomycota, Pichiomycetes, Serinales, Debaryomycetaceae. Gene Ontology annotation, biological process: transmembrane transport. The transcript is spliced from 2 exons. The coding region runs from base 1 to 1032 and encodes 343 amino acids.
AUGAAAGACCCGGAAAAAGCUGGCGUUGACCCUGCUCAUCAUGCUCCUGCCAUUGAAAAAGAUCCAGACUUGGUUGCUGGUACUGGUGUUGGUAAUGAUGGGUUGUUUGAACAUAAUAGUUCUACUUCGUCUUCAAUCAAGCAAAAGAAUGCUCACUCCGAUAUCGAGUCGCUUCAUUCUAAAACGGCUGAAGCCGGCGGUGGUGAACGAGGCAAUAUCUUAGCCCAAUACUCUGAAAAACAAACCAUGCAAAUGGGUAGAAAUUAUGCUAUCAAACACGGUUUGGAUCCAGAAUUAUUCGCUAGAGCUGCUGCUUUGGCUAGACUGCCUCAUGAAUUUAACUCGAUGCCCUUUUUAUCAGAAGAUGAGAAGGUCGGUUUGAAUAAAGAAGCUACCAAAAGAUGGCAUAUUCCAUUAAAGUUGGUUGCGGUCAUUGCUUUGGGCUCCAUGGCUGCUGCUGUUCAAGGUAUGGAUGAAUCGGUUAUUAAUGGGGCCACCCUUUUCUAUCCAAAAGAAAUGGGGUUGUUGGAUAUGAAAGAACCUCAGUUGAUGGAGGGUUUGAUCAAUGGUGCUCCUUACCUUUGUGCUUCGACUAUCGCUUGUUGGAUGAGUGAUGCCUGGAAUAAAAGAUUGGGUAGAAAAUGGACCAUUUUCUGGACCUGUUUAAUCAGUGCAAUCACUUGUAUUUGGCAAGCCUUGGUUAACUUGAAGUGGUACCAUUUGUUCUUGGCUAGAUUCUUUUUAGGGUUCGGUAUUGGUAUUAAAUCAGCCACUGUUCCUGCUUAUGCGGCUGAAACCACUCCCCAUACCAUCAGAGAAACUAAAGGUUUGACUUUGGAAGAAUUAGACGACGUCUUCGGUGUGAGUACUACAAAGCAUGCUAAAUACCAAACCAAACAAUUAUUUAUUAAUCUUAGAAGAUAUAUUUUACGUCAAAACGUUGCCGACCAACCUCCAUUAUACACUCAUCAAAGAAUGGCUGUCACCAAUCCUGAAUGGAAUGAUAAAGCUGAGGUUUCUCAUGUUGAAUAG